Messenger RNA from Notodromas monacha, 2998 nucleotides. The record is from the annotation of a GenBank genome assembly. NCBI's taxonomy places the organism in Eukaryota, Metazoa, Arthropoda, Ostracoda, Podocopida, Cyprididae.
UCGUCGAAAUAUUGCAGGCUUGAAAAGUUGGAAUCUCUGGUAAAUUUUGAAGCAUGUCCGAGUAUGUCGCAGAGUCAAAGACGCUCUCCUUUUUUGGACAAGCUCUUAAACUCAACAGUGAUGUCGAUGCCAGGCCAGUUGCCGAAAAGAUCCUUGCGGCAAAUCCCCUUGAAAUUCUGUGCUUGCAAGGUUGUACAGUGGGACCAGAUGCCGCCAAAGAAAUUGCCAAAGCUUUGGAAUCGAAAUCUGAAUUACAAAGAAUGCAGUUCCAAGAUAUGUUUACGGGAAGAUUGAAGCAAGAAAUUCCACAGUGCCUGAGGUUCUUCGGCGCUGGCUUGGACCUAGCUGGUUCUCACUUAGUGGAACUCAAUUUAAGUGAUAAUGCUAUUGGACCAAUCGGCUCAGAGGGAUUGUGCCCGAUUCUACGGAGUCAAGUGUGCUAUACACUGAAGGAGCUCCGCUUGAACAACACGGGACUGGGUCCGACGGGAUCCACGAUGGUUGCUGAAGCCUUAUUGGACCUGUACAACGCCAGCAGUUCUGAAGGAAGACCUGUUGGAUUAACCGUGUUCAUUGCUGGUCGCAGUCGAUUAGAAAAUACCGGUGCCAAACUUUUCUCCGAAGUAUUUGCCAAAAUGGGAACUUUGCAAGAAUUGUCGGUGCCACAAAAUGGCAUUUUCCCGGACGGUAUUCAGAAUCUGUGCAAUGCGCUUGAAAAAAACCCCAACUUACGAAUACUCAAUUUGGAGGAUAAUACUGUCAAGGCAGUAGGAGCGAAAUGCGUGGCAACGUUGCUUCGAAAGCUUGAACAUCUGGAAGAGCUCAAUCUUGGGGAUGGUUUAUUGAAAACGACGGGAGCGAACCACUUAGCUGAUGCACUUCAAGAUACACCAUCGAAGUUGAAGGUGUUGAACGUUUCAUCAAAUGAGAUUAGGUUGCCUGGUGGACUGAAAAUCGUGGAGAGCUUGCGGCAGCAUGCAGAGUCUUUGAAAAAUGUCAAUUUGGAUCUUAACUGGUUCGGUGAUACAGGCGCGGAGGAGGUUAUGUCUCGCGUUUCCGAAGUUGGCGUGGAACACUGCUUUGAACCCAUGGGAGAAAAUGUUGAGCCAGAUUCAGACGAUGAGAGUGAGAACGAUCAGGCGGCAAACGGAGGUGAAGAGGACGAGGAAACCUCAGUUUCAUUCAUCGGUCCAAGCGGCAAAACGAUUCUUGCCAAAGAAGUUGUUCUAAAGCCGUGCGUUUCUGGCUUGCGGAAAUUAGGACAUUCACCAGUACCUUCAUUAUUUCUGGGCAUGGAGGAUGCGUUUCCUCUUGUGGAUACUGCUGAACGUGACGUAGAGUUAAUCGCUCGAAUAGCGGAUGUUCUCCCGGAUUUGGGUGAUUUGAAAUCGUCCGAAGGCCAGUUUGUUUCGUCGAUCAUUAAGGAGUUGUUCGCCAAAAUUUUUCGACCAGUGGGCUCUAGCGGUGACGCGUCUGGCGACGACGGCCGCCAGGUGGAACUGUUGCAAAAUCAUGUUCUCGUCGUUCUGGGCCUCAUAAAAUUCGUUGUGACGGGGAAACGGAGCGCACUCCCAUUACCGAUCCAAAGGUUGAAAAGCUACGACGGCUACAAGCUCAUUAGUGUGAUACCGUAUACAUUCAAUCAAGUUGCGAGAUUACAGAUACUUCGGCAAGAAGAAAAUCUGGACUUCUGGUUGGGACGUGGACAACUUUUUCAAGUGACCGAAAUUCUAGUGUCGCCCAUCCAAUAUGAUCGUCUGGUUGCGAAGUUGAGGAAUCAUAUCCUAACAUUGCGGAUUGCGCAUGAUGACAUCGGAGGUCUCAUACGGAGAUCUGUGUCGGAAGUUGGAAUUGGAUUUUUACCUGCGUUCGGAAGACCAGUGAAAGCUUUCUCGUAUGAAAAUUUCUAUCCUUCAACGGAUAUUUAUGCCAGAAUGACGCAGUUGCAGUCCCAGUAUCCAACAAUCUCCAGCGUGUCUACAAUCGGUACUUCGGUUGAAGGGAAGUUGAUUCAGAUGAUGUCGAUUGACUUUGAUGGAGUAUCGAGUGCGAGUUCUAAGCCCAUCGUCUUCAUCGAAGCUGGAAUUCAUGCCCGAGAGUGGAUCAGUCCCGCCAGCGUGAUGUAUGCAAUGGAACAAAUUCUGCUGACCGGCUCGGCCAACAGCGAUCUGUCGCGUUUCGAUUGGCGCAUUGUACCGAUUUCGAAUCCUGAUGGCUAUGACUAUAGUCACUCUACGGACAGAUUGUGGCGCAAAAACCGACGCGUUCCAUCGAGUGGCUGUGUUGGUGUGGAUCUAAACAGAAAUUUUGGAUAUGGUUGGGGCGGAAAAGGAGCAACCACAACCGAUACGUGUGACGAAACUUACGCUGGAACCGAAGCAUUUUCUGAACCGGAAACGCAAGCGAUUCGAGAUGCAGUGACCGCCGUUCAAAGCCGACUGAAGUUUUACCUAUCCGUUCACAGUUAUUCUCAAGUUGUCUUGAUUCCAUACGGUAAUACUUACAAGCUACCCAGUGAUUUUUUGACCAUGAAAAAAGUUGCGAGUGGAUUUUCAGCCUCUGCUAAAAAGCCGAAUAAUCGGAAAUAUAAAUAUGGAGCCACAGCUUGGCUGCUUUAUCCCGCUUCAGGUACGAGCGACGACUGGGCAAAAUCGCUCGGAAUACACACCUCACUAGCUGUAGAAUUGCCUCCAAAACAGUUCGAUCUGCUGAACUCUUACGGCUUUAUUUCUCCGGCAAGCGAUAUUAUUCCAGUUGGAAAAGAAGUUCUAGAAGGACUCAAGGGUGCUGUCCGUGCUAUUAAAUGAAACUAUAAGCAGUUUAUUGCACUGCUUGAUUUAUUUUUGUUUAUUCUGAUCGGACAGACCGUUGUACUGUGGCACUCUUUUCUUUCUGUGUCUUGUUUCUCUGGGAAGCUCAUCGUUCAAGAGUAGUCUGAUGUUCGGUAGCAGCGUUACCGUCGCAGUGGUUGAAAUACAGUCAACGCUGUGCUUGCAAA